AAGAGGGACAGAUUGAAUGGUCAGAAAUGUCUGUUAUAGAAAACAUUUGCAUGGUUAGGCAAUUAUUUUCAAAUUUAGAAAUGUUUAGAUUUGUUUGUACUGUGAUGGCCAUGCAUUAAUUUUAUUUUUUUUUGGUUUUUUUGAGUUUUUGAUCUCUUUAUGCAUUUAUGAGUGCAAGAAACCAUAUUCAUCCACAUGCACAUUUAUCCUCACUCUUCUGUUGUGGACAAUAUUUAAUGCAAGUUCAGGAUAAUACAACAAAUGGUUCAGCUCCUGCUUCCGAGGAGAUGAAUGCAAAAUAAUUACUGACAUUAUUUAAUGCACUGAGCAGGCCUUACAGAGUUUUAGCAGCUUCCUAGGACGGAUUUUGCAUUUAUAAAUUAUCUAGUGCAUGGGUGACGUAGGUAUAAAAAUCAGGUGGUUUCACUGGUUAGGCCUGUUUUCAGACAAUUUUAUUUUAGUUCAGGGAGCAGAAGUUUUUGGCAGAUAAUUUGGGGUGGAUCAAAAUGGCAGCAGCAGGGAAUUCUUCAGCUUUGAAUUGUGUGUCUGAUGAAAAAAAUGGAGAAAAUAAUGGAGUUGUGAAGGCCGACAUGGACAAGGGAGCUUGCGGCAAUGGUAUCUGUGAAGAUUUCAACAAUGCUAUAGAUUUGAACAAUGGAAGCAUUCCUGCCAAGAAGUCGGAUUUGAUAGUCUCCUUUGGGGAAAUGCUUGUAGACUUUGUCCCAACAAUCUCUGGCGUUUCAUUAGCCGUGGCACCUGCUUUUAAGAAGGCGCCAGGGGGCGCACCAGCAAAUGUUGCUGUAGAGAUAGCCAGGCUUGGAGGUCAUGCAGCAUUCAUUGGGAAGGUCGGUGAUGAUGAGUUUGGACACAUGUUGGCUGGAAUUUUAAGGGAGAAUGGCGUGGAUGGCAGGGGAAUAUUGUUUGACAGUCAUGCUAGAACAGCGCUUUCUUUUGUGACACUGCGCAGUGAUGGAGAACGGGAGUUCAUGUUUUAUCGCAACCCUAGUGCUGACAUGCUCUUGACCGAGGCUGAACUUGACAAGGACCUGAUACAGCAGGCACGCAUAUUUCACUAUGGAUCAAUCAGUCUGAUUGCAGAGCCCUGCAGAUCAGCCCAUCUUGCAGCUUUGAGAAUGGCAAAAGAUGCAGGUGCUCUCUUAUCUUAUGAUCCUAAUCUCAGAUUGCCAUUGUGGCCCUCUCCAGAAGAAGCUCGGAAAGGCAUCUUAAGCAUCUGGGAUGAGGCCGACUUAAUCAAGGUCAGUGAGAAUGAAGUGGAAUUCCUUACAGAUGGAGGAGACUAUGAAAAGGAUGAAGUAAUCAUGUCCCUUAUGCAUCCAGGACUCAAGUUAUUGCUCGUAACUGUAGCAGAAAAAGGUUGCAGAUAUUAUACCAAGGACUUUCGGGGAAGAGUAAGUAGCUUCCAAGCGAACACAGUUGAUACAACAGGUGCUGGAGAUGCAUUUGUUGGGGCAUUUCUUUCUGAGCUGGUCAAGGACAUGUCAUUGCUUAAGGAUGAAAAGCGACUGAGGGAAGUACUCCUUUUUGCUAAUGCUGCUGGUGCUAUAACUACGACAGAAAAGGGUGCAAUUCCCGCAUUGCCUGAUAGAGCUGCUGUAUUGAGCCUCUUGAACAAGAUUCAAGCUUCAUGAAUCUAUCUGAAUUGUAUCCACUGUUUUUCCUCUACACAAGGAACAGAUAAAUCUCCAUAUGGAUGUGUUAUAUAUGAUGAACUAUAAAAAAAUAAACUUAAGCUAGUUGAUUUUAUCUAGUUUCUUUCAAAAUGAAGCUCAAGAAAGCAUUGUCAUCUACUCUUAUUCGACUCUACUUCAUAAUAUAUUAAGGCAUAUCAUUAAGAGUUCUUAAUACUUCGUUCUAUACUUUUGAACAGUGAACAAUUUAUCAAGAAACUCCUUAAAUAACCAAAAGUACUAUAAUGAGUCUUUAAUAUCUCAUUUUAUUUGAAGAUACAUUACACAACUAUGAAGUAGUCCUUAAGUUUACAAGUAUAUGCAUACCUAGAAAAGGGUCCAUGCAUCAAACUCUAUUGGAGAGCUGCAAGUUAUUGUCUUAUAUCCUCAUGAAUAUUCAGGGAUACAUGUAACUCCAUUUGGGACAUAUAACUAUAAAAUCCAUGUCUCAUAUUACUUGUCA
Molecule: messenger RNA, 2151 nt
Organism: Cryptomeria japonica (Japanese cedar)
Lineage: Eukaryota; Viridiplantae; Streptophyta; Pinopsida; Cupressales; Cupressaceae
Product: probable fructokinase-1
Exons: 8
Coding region: 507-1649 (380 amino acids)
Biological process (GO): fructose metabolic process
Cellular component (GO): cytosol
Molecular function (GO): fructokinase activity
Source: RefSeq, a predicted model, not a curated record